Messenger RNA from Stegastes partitus (bicolor damselfish), 1841 nucleotides. RefSeq names its product transmembrane protein 255B. The transcript is spliced from 9 exons. Bases 96 to 1034 code for a protein of 312 amino acids. The record is from RefSeq and is a predicted model, not a curated record. Lineage: Eukaryota; Metazoa; Chordata; Actinopteri; Pomacentridae.
GAAGUGAGGAUAGCUGAAGCUGCUUUGAAACCAGCGGAUCGGGAGUUUGAAGCUUCUCAGAGGGGAAAUCUGUGUUUCACAUCAGUGGAUUUAUCAUGACUGCGAGGGUCCAGGGAGCAGCUGGUCGGGACAAAGCAGCGCCCAAGAGCCGAGCAACAGAGAUAAUGGUGAAGGUCAGGAGGGCUCUGUGGCUCGUACUGGGCAUGCUCAGUCUGUCCACGCUGCUGGUGGUGCUGGGAGUCUAUGCCACCACUCGAACCGAAAGCCUGAAUGUGACUGGCUACGCCUCUGGAGUUAUUCUGACUCUUGGAUCUUUCCUGGGACUUCUGGGACUCCGUCUGGAAGAGAACCGCAAGCAGCUGCUGACAGCUGCCAUUGUAUUCCUCAGCUUCGGGAUCAUCACCUCAUUUCUGUGCCUGGUGAUCGAUGGUGUCUGUAUUGUCUUAAACAUGGACAUCCGUCCGCUGAAAGCAGGGAGAUGCCAGUAUUACAGCAGCGGCAGCAGCUACAUUUAUGAGAAUUUCUACAUGUCUGUGUCAUGUUGGAACCUGAAGGAGUCCUGCACCAUGACGGUACGAAGUGGGACCUGUUACUGCUGCGACCUGUACGACUGUGCCAAUGGAGGCUACCUCAGCAACUACUAUGAGUUUGCCGGAGUACAAAGCUGUGAGGAAGUCUUUGUUCUGUACGUUGUGAUUUGGGUCCUCGCCAGCCUCAACCUCGUGGCCUUCUUCACAGGGAUAUUGACUACAGCUGUGCUGGGCAGCAUCAAGGACUUGAGGUGUAGCAGCCCUGUGGCCGAUCCCUCUCAGAGCACAGCAUCUUCCCCUACAGCUCCUCUGCUGACGGACGCCAACACUCACACAGCACACCAGCUCCACCCAGGAGCAACAGUGUUUUUCCCUCCGGCAGAAAAGACAGCAGCCACACAGAGUUUUCCUUCAUCACUGACUCCUCACAUGGAGACCAACCCGCCUCCCUUUGUCCCGCUGACCAGCCUGCAGCCUUACAGAGUCCACGGCCUCCCCGCCUAAGCUCCACCAGCGCUCCUUGACCAGCAGCUUUGUACAAAAAGAAAGAUCAAAAAUACCAAAAAAACAGAAAGGGAUGCAGAUGUGUAAUUAUUACUGUUGUUUUUAAAGUUGCAAAAAAAAAGAUGUGCUGGUCUGAAUAUUAUGCAGAAUCUUAAAAUCCAUAAGUAGAUGUGGGGAUGUUUCAUGGAAAAUGUUUCCUGCUCCUUUCGAUUGUAUGCAAAUAUUCUAGCACUCGACUGUACUUUGCUCAAAAACAUGAAGGUCUUAAGUGUAAAAUGUCUGUAAAUGUAAUGUAUUGUAAAUGCUUUUCAUGACUUCAUGUGUACAGGAGGGCACAUAGACUGUAGACUUUCACAAACAUCAGUAAAACCACGUACGAGUUCAAAUUUCAUGUGAGGAACAACUGGAAUGUAGCUCAUCAACUCACACAAAUGUUUGCAAUAACUAUUAAGUGUGUGUGAGAUUUCACAGGUUUGUUUAUAUAAUCUGUGUUAAAGCUUGCUUUAUGUCCUACAAAGCCCCACAAACAUGAUUUACAUAUAUGUAAUGUUUAUGUCACUAACUGAUGUUUCAUAGGAUAUAUUUUACAUGUUGAACUUUCUAUAAUGUGUCGGGUUUAAGUCCAUAUCAACCGUAGUUCACAGUUAUCAUUGUAGACAACAGUAUGAAAGUGGUGACUCUGAUGGUUCAGUCAACAAAUUUCUAAACAAGCACUUAACUGGAAUGAGGACGAUGGAUAAAACAUCAGUGACAAACCUUUUUAGACAUUAAAUGGAAUGAAUUAAAGGAGUCAUUGAUUGAACCAGA